Messenger RNA from Oncorhynchus keta (chum salmon), 3827 nucleotides. Its product is annotated as E3 ubiquitin/ISG15 ligase TRIM25-like. Gene Ontology annotation, molecular function: protein binding; zinc ion binding. The transcript is spliced from 8 exons. NCBI's taxonomy places the organism in Eukaryota, Metazoa, Chordata, Actinopteri, Salmoniformes, Salmonidae. The record is from RefSeq and is a predicted model, not a curated record. Bases 621 to 2159 code for a protein of 512 amino acids.
UUCAGUAUAUACUAAAGUUUUGAUUUCAGUAUGUUUUCAGUAUAUACUAAAGUUUUGAUUUCAGUAUAUACUAACGUGUUGCGUCCCCAUGUGCUACAUGUAUAGUCCCUAUACAUUUGAUGAAGAACAGACCAAUUAAUUUACACCUCUCCCUUGAUUAGAUGUUUCUCUUUAUAUUGUAUACAACGUGUGUGUGUGUGUGUGUGUGUGUGUGUGCGCGCGCGCGCGAGUGUUUGGGUACAAGUAGGCCUACCCAUAAAAUAGCAUCCUCCCUUCAUUAUGUAUGUCCUAUUCAAGUAAGUGUAUCCAGUCAAUUGCUUGGAAAGGAUGAUUGGCGGACGGUGAUUGGUGGAACCCCAACUUGGAAUUCGAAUGACCUCCCUACCAGCUUUCGGAUGCACGAGCUCCAUUAACAGGCCCCUGAAUGACCAGGAAUUCGCAACAAUGGGGCUAGGACACAGCUGAAUGAGCAUCACCCUCUGCGAGCCUCUCGAAUACACAGGACCACUGACGCGACGCACAAUGCUUCCUUUUCAAACUCGAGCUCCACUGCUUACCACGUGGAAAGGUAAUGAAAGGUGCCUUUUCCUUUUUGUGUUCCUGUUGACAAAACGGUUGUCAUGGCAUCCCUGGAGGAGGAGUUGACGUGUUCGGUGUGCCGCGACGUCUUCAGCCAGGCCCAGCCCUUGCCGUGCGGCCACAGCUUCUGCCCAGCAUGUGUGCGAGAGGCCUGGGGCCACGGGGAGGCGGGGGUCAGGGGUCGCUUCACCUGCGCACAGUGUCAGGAGGAACAGGGGGUUGUGGCGUGUGACUGCUGCCCCCCUGUGGGGGAUGGGGACCAGUCUGGGAACGCUGCGGCGGUGAAGACCUGUCUGCGCUGUGAGGUGUCUCUGUGUGCCGAGCACCUGAAGCCCCACCUGGAGCGGCCCGCCUUCAAGACACACCUGCUAGUGGAACCUCUGGGAGACCUGUCCCACCGCAGGUGUCCUGCCCAUGAGGAGAUGUUCCGCUACUACUGUGCAGACGAGCGGGUGUACGUGUGUGCAGACUGUUUAAUGGAGGGUGGCCACACGCAGCACCGGGUUAAAGGACUGAGGAAGGUGGAGGAGGACCUGAAGGUCAUCCUCCAGAGCCUUCUCCAGAAAGCAGAUGAGAAGCUGAAUAAAGGUGAACAGAUCCUCCAAGAGCACUGGAACACUGACCGCACUAUAACAGACUUGUCUGUGGCAGAUGACUCCCAGGUGGAGCGUAUGGGUAUAGCCCUGCAGCUGCAGGUGGAGAGGCUGGUGCUGGCCCUGAGGGAGAGCACCAGGAAAGAGAGGCAGCAUGCUGUAGAUCGCCUCCAGAACAACUGCAGCAGGGUUCGAGAGGACCUGAGCCAGACCCGGGACAUCCACCACUACCUGGGCUCCUUGCUGGAGGAGACAGACCCCUUCCUGCUAAUCUGGGCAUUUCAAUCUGAUGACUCAAGGCUGCUUGCGGACCUGAACUGUCCCUUGUUCACUCCUGACUCCCUCAGCCUGGACAGGAAGUAUAUUAUGGAGGAUAUUGAGAGCAAGUACAGAGAGUUCAUCACCGAGACACUGCGCUGUCUCACUGAACUCAAGAGGGAGCUCUUAACAAGUCCGUUGACUAUGGACACUAACUCUGCCCAUCCUCUCCUGAGCAUUUCGGACGGCCUGCGGUCAGCCAUGCGGGUCAAACAGCGCCUUCCGUGUGCCACUCACCCUGACCGCUUUGACCACUGGGCUCAAGUCCUGACCGUCCAGACCUUCUCCUCAGGAACCCAUUACUGGGAGCUGGAGGCAGAGGGCUUCUGGGACAUUGCGGUGUCCUACCGGAGCAUCGGGCGGAAAGGGAAGGAGGGCACUGCCUUUGGGAAUAACAAGAUGUCUUGGAGCCUGACGCAGCAGCACGACAGGAAGCUGGCUGCCUGGCACAACCGCAGGAAGACCCGCCUUUCCAGCCGGAUGUCAGGCAACCGUGUGGGUGUGGCCCUGGAUUAUGGCAUAGGCACAAUCACAUUCUCAGAGGUGGGGCCUUCCAACACCCUGACCCACUUGCACACCUUCAGUACCUCCUUCAACCAGCCUGUGUGCCUAGGCUUUGGCCUCUACAAGGCUGAACUCCACAGCAGAAUCUCUAUAGUGAGGGUGUGAGGGAUCAUUCGAGACCAGAGAAUAAAAAUUAUAUUUCUAUAGCUGGGACACCUUCGGGGUGGGCCUCAGGGAUGGAGACUUUGUGGGAGGUUUCUUUCUGGAACAUCUCCCAGGAUCUCAUGAGGGAUUGGACUAUGAACAAAAGAGCUUGUGUGAGCAUGAAUAAUUGUAAGACUACAUUCUUACAGCACUCAGGACUUGAAAUAAUGUGAACUAUGACUUUGAAUCAGUAAGGAAUGGAUGUGUAUGUCUUAAUUUUGUCACAGUUUAGGGGAAUUUGAAAGACCCAAGUAACUUGGACCCAAGGCAGAGGGUUUUUUGAUCAAAUACAUCCAAACUACAGGACAAUAUUCUUAAAGAAUUAGAAAAGUACACAUUCAGUUGAUAGUUCUAGGCUAUUGUGAUGUAACAGCUAUGGGGUCCCAUUUCCUUUCACGAGUUUGUUUAGACAAUAUUUUUUAUGCACACAAUAAUCAAUGCGUUCUGUGGCACCCAUGUACCAAGCUAAAUACCAUAAAUGAUGUUAAGAAAAGGUGGAAGGUAUGUGGACUGAACCAUAUUGUAAUAUAGAUUACAAAAUCAUUAGCAUUAGAAGCUUUCACAAAAGUUAAAUUACACUGAGUGUACAAAACAUCAUGAACACCUCCCUAAUAUUGAGUUUCACCCCCUUUUGCCCCUUCAGAACAGCCUCAAUUUGUCUGGCAUGGACUCUACAAGGUGUCGAAAGCAUUCCACAGGGAUGCUGGCCCAUGUUGACUCCAAUGCUUCCCACAGUUGUCAUGUUUUGCUAGAUGUCCUUUGGGUGGUGGACCAUUUUUUUUAUACACACAGGAAACUGAAAAACCCAGCAGUGUGAAAACCCCAGCAGGGUUGCAGUUCUUGAUACACAAACUGUUGCACCUGGCACCUAUUACCAUACCCUGUUCAAAGGCACUUAAAUAUUUUGUAUUGCUGAUUCACACUUUGAAUGGCACAUAUACACAAUCCAUGUCUCAAUUGUCUCAAGGCUUACAAAUCCUUCUUUAUCCUGUCUCCUCCUUUUUGUCUACACUGAUUGAAGUGACAGCAAUAAUGGAUCAUAGAUUCACCUGCUCAGUCUGUCAUGAAAAGAGCAUGUGUUCCUAAUGUUUUGUACACUCCUUUUACGUAGUCUAUUAUAUUGAAAAGUAUUCACUUGAAGAUGGUCAAGGUAUGACCUUCAACAAAAUAACCUUCAAUAUUGAAACAUCUCAGAUGCAAUACUUUCACUGGCACUUUUCAUUUUUAGAGAAAAAAACGAGUGAGAGUGCGAGAGAGAGCCGUGGGUCCUCUGGCAUGGCUAUUUAAAGGGAGGUGUCUGAUAGUGUAGAAUGGGAGAACAGAGAAGAGAGAUGUUAUGAAGAAUGUGUUGCUAUCACUCCAUCUCUAAGGACAAAUGACUGGCUUCAACUGAUAUGGAAAGCAAGGAGGACACCUUUUAAACUGAAACAGGUGAUAUCAUCAUCUCUUUUUUAUUUUAUUAUUAACAUAAACCUAGACUCCAGGAUUGUAUUACAGUACUCAGUGAAUAAAUGCCUAGUUUUGCAAAUCCCUACAUUGCUUGUGUUUAAAAUAUCGGAUCAUUCAGGAAAACUGUUCAUCUUCUGACUGUUUAUUGAAUAUUGGGGACCAACUCUGAAACAUACCAUU